AGAAAUAGUACAGAAGAUGGUCAGAGACUGCAGACCUAAUACAGAAGAUGGUCAGAGACUGCAGACCUAUUACAGGAGAUGGUCAGGGACUGCAGACAGGAUACAGUUGAAGGUCAGAGACUGCAGACAGGAUACAGGAGAAGGUCAGAGACUGCAGACAGGAUACAAGAGAUGGUCAGAAACUGCAGACAUACUACAGGAGAUGGUCAGAAACUGUGGACAGGCUACAGGAGAUGGUCAGUGACUACAGAAAUAGUACACAGGAGAUGGUCAGAGACUGCAGACAGGAUACAGGAGA
Messenger RNA from Staurois parvus, 298 nucleotides. NCBI's taxonomy places the organism in Eukaryota, Metazoa, Chordata, Amphibia, Anura, Ranidae. The record is from the annotation of a GenBank genome assembly.